GAUUUUAGUAAAACAUGGUCGUGUAUACAGUUUGUAUGAUUCUAUUAACCUAUGUUUACAUCGCUGAUUCAUUUGGGCCUAAAGUGGGACCUUACGACUUGGAAAUUAUCAAGUUCGAGAAUUGUGAGGACGAAGGGUCCAAAAAGUUUGUUUUGGGCACCCGCAUAACCAACGCUGGCAAAGGGAAAUACAUUUACAAAGAGAGCGUUAAAUUCGGAGUACCAGUGGAUGGAAAGUUCAAGGUUCUACUUGAAGCCCAGAGAUGGGGCAACGGCGGUUGGAGGCCGAAAGCGUUCGAACAUAAGUUGAACAACUGUGAAGACAUCAUGAAAGUGGCGGGAGAUACGGUCAAGGGAUUUAUGAAGUCUGCUGGAGUCAAUGUGGAGAAAUGCCCGAUACCUGCGGGUUCGUACCAGUCGGAUUGGUUGAUAGAGACCGACCUCAGCAGAGCUUUCCCCGCGAUGGAGUACGGCAAAUACCGAGUCAUCCUCAAGUUCUACUCCAAGGACGAGUACGUCGGAUGUUUCACAGCGCAAAUCGAAGUGAAACCGAAAUCAUUCGGAUAAGUACAAACAAUUCUGGUUA
This is a messenger RNA of Macrosteles quadrilineatus (aster leafhopper), 585 nucleotides long. RefSeq lists its product as uncharacterized. The coding region runs from base 15 to 566 and encodes 183 amino acids. The record is from RefSeq and is a predicted model, not a curated record. The transcript is spliced from 4 exons. Lineage: Eukaryota; Metazoa; Arthropoda; Insecta; Hemiptera; Cicadellidae.